This is a messenger RNA of Trichoplax adhaerens, 783 nucleotides long. RefSeq lists its product as uncharacterized. Gene Ontology annotation, biological process: positive regulation of canonical NF-kappaB signal transduction. The record is from RefSeq and is a predicted model, not a curated record. Lineage: Eukaryota; Metazoa; Placozoa; Uniplacotomia; Trichoplacea; Trichoplacidae. Bases 1 to 783 code for a protein of 260 amino acids. The transcript is spliced from 2 exons.
AUGUUAAUAUUAGGCUUUGAUGUGCCUGCUGCAAAGGCGGUGCGAGUUGGCAACUUUCUUGUCGAACGUUAUCCUUUCCUCGAAGCUUUUUUCAUCUGCUUAACUCUUUCAGUCCAACCUCAUGUAGAAAAAGAUUACGGCAUGCCACAUCAUGUCCUGAUCGGUUAUUUAUUUUUAGCUGUUGCUGUUGGUACUGGAAUGUGCUUCGAUAUCCAAAAACGUAUGUGUGCGUUGAUAUUUGCAGCGCAACUGUUCUUGAUAUCCUUAACUAUUCAAAGCUCUCCAUUAAGAUCAGAAUAUCACCAGUGGACGAAGGUCAGACUCUUUGCAAGAAAUCUUGGUCUUAUUGGUGGAUAUGUGAUGAUAUCAGGUGGCGUUAAUGCGGAUCGUCGUAGUGGAGAACCCAAAACCAAGUACCUUCUUCGUUAUGGCCGUAUUGCUCUCGGCGUCUACGCUAUUAGCAGUGCAUGGUUACUGAUGAAUAGCGAGGAAGAUCGUAAAGCUCUUAUUAUUCAUAUGCCUGGUGGUGGUUCUAUAGUAAUGGUAUACGUUGUUGCAUAUGUACUUUACGGUUUAUGCAUUAUAAGUGAAUUUGAAAAGAUUCAAAUGUACAGAUGCCUUUUCCUACAAUUAUUCUUUACAACCUUACUGGUUGAUGGAGAUGUAAAGUACUGGAUGAGAUCUCAUACCAAAAUGCAGCGGUGGCCUCAAUAUCAUAUGAUGUCGAGAAAUAUUUUCAUAUCGUUUCAAUUGUGGAUAUUAAUGUUUACGGAUACACAAUAG